UGUGUAGAGUAAAACAAAAAUUUGAAAUAAUUUAUAUUUUUUAUAAAUAAAAUACAGCUUUAGAUAUACAAUUUUGAUAAUUUUUCUAACUUUUGUUAAAGGAUUUUAAAAAAGUCAAUAAUUUUUUUUUCUACUUCCUUAAUCACAUCAUUUUUAAAUCGAUCCGUUUUCUAUACGAUUUUCGCAUAAACAUAAGUUUUCCCGUUUGUUGUUUUAUAAUGUAAGACUUUCUCCACCACAGUGAUAUUGCUUUAAUAGUUAUUUAUGCAGUGAGUAACUUAUCGUCCUUCUCCAAGAUGAAAUCAGAUUUGGCUGUUGCAGUUUUCCUUCUUAAACUGCUUUUAAAUCUUAAUUUUGCGAACUCCCUCAUUCGUCGUGAUUAUAGUGUUCAUGCCGGCAAAAAUAUAACAAUUCCAUGUAUUAAAAGUGUUACUGAUACCAUCUUAUGGACUCGUGAUGGAAAUAAUAUAAGUAGCUCUGUGAAUGAAGAAAAUUCUUUGGUAUUUAUUGACGUUACCACCAACGAAGCAGGCCUUUAUAUAUGUUCAGUCUUAACAAACUCAUCAUCAGAUAUAGAGCCAUUAUAUCAACCUCACAUGCAGGUGCAAAUUAAAGUCAAAACAAAACCAGGAGCUGUUGGAUCUUUUCGUGUUAGGGCUACGACUAUAAUUGCAGUAUUAAUAUGGGAAGUCUGGCGUAAUAGAACAGGGAACGCACCAAUCAUCGAUUUUACUGCUGAGAUGCGAAAACAGCCAGAGCUUUUUUCAAAUAACACUGAAGAGAAUAUUGAAUGGCAGAGAUUAGAUCCUCAACACAUUGCUCCAAAUGCGCGCCAAUUGGAAGUUUAUCACUUAGUUCCAAAUACUAGCUAUCAGUUUCGAAUUUGGGCAAGUAAUGAAGUUGGAAGCGGUGAAAUAUACACAAUUGGUGCAAGAACCGUACCACCAACAGAAGAAAAAGAUUUAAUCAUGCGUAUAUUAGAAGAUGCAAAAGAAUUUAAAAAGGAAUAUUGGAUAGUUGCCGUUGGUAUUGUAAUGGGAACACUGUUAAUUUUAACAAUUGGAACAACGUUAAUCCUUUGGAAAGAAUGCAGAGAAUCUUCCGAAGAUGAGUCUGAUAAAGACUUAGUUCAAAAUAUGCAUGUUAUAUUAAAUCCAGGUUUCUGCCACGAUGACGACCAAAAUCGGCCUUUAUCUCCAAUUAAAACACAUUUUUAUGGAUAUGGAAAUCAUUAUAAUGAUGAUUAUGAGAAGGACAUGACGUUUUCACGAAAAAUGUCAAUCUUUUUUACGGGAAAUACAAUAAAAAGAAUUUGAGUAAAGGUUUUUCCAGAACACGAAAGUCUGAUGAAGAAAUAAAACAAAUAUUAACAAAAGUGAUGAUGAAAUAACUAUGCACUCUCUGUCAAUUCUUUUGCUUAUUUUUAAUGCUUAACAAGUAACUUUCCAAAAAUGGACUAUCCUUUGAAAAGCAAACCGAAAAUUUAAUCAAAAAGAAGACUAACAUAUAACAUAUGCUAUGUGAAUUUGAAAAAGCCUUCAUAACGCUAAAUAGCUUAAAUAUGUUAUUCAAUCACUCAAAUCAAUUAAAUACUUGUAAUUUAGUUUAAACACCUUUUUCUAUUACCUCUUACAUUGUAAUAAUUUUAUAUAGUUUGCAAAGUAUACAUUUAAAACAUAUUUAUUUCACUUUACAAUCAAUCCUAAUGUGUUCAAAAUAUUAUUAAUAAUUUUUUUCUUCUUUAUUGAACCUUUGAACUUUUUGCAUGAUCCUAAAUGUAUUUUAAUAAAUAAAUUAAUUGAUUCGUAUUAUUUUCAAUUUAGUUUUUAAACCUAAUCAGUUAAUAAGUAAAAAACGUUAAUAUAAAUCAAACGUUGUAUGAAAAAAUACUAUGGAACUUAAAUAUCCUAUGGAUUCCGAGUUAGUAUUACAAUUAUUUCACAUUUCUUAAUUCUUAAUAUUUUCAAACUUAAAAAAAACCUAGAUAUCAUGUUUGUUUUAUAUGCUUCUAAAGUUACUAUUUUUUAAAAAAAAUCUUACUUCAAUUUCGAUUUGAAGGGAAAAAAAUGUUGCUUAUAAAUGUGUGAGAUAAUAUUAAACUAAUGAUUUUUUUUAUUGCAAUAGUACUAUAUAUCAGAUGUGCCUCAAAAAUAAAAUGAGAAGAAGUAAAAAAAAGUAGGAAGAAAGGGAUUUAAUGCAUGCAAUAAAUAUUUAAAAUUGAAUUGCUGGUUUUGUGAAUUAUAAGGUUCAUAUUAUAAAAAGAUAUUUGCUUAUUAAAAAGAUACUUCUUAGUAAGUUCAAAAAUUGAAGCUAAAAGCUCAUAUGGAAUUCAAACGCAAGUCUUAAAUGUUCAAAGAUAUUUUAAAGAUUAUUUGAAUUGAAGUUCUUUGGAUUUGCAAGAGAAAAAAUUUCCACAUCAAAAAACAAAUAGAACUUUGUCGAGAAAAUGAAAAAAGUUUUCAGCUUUAUCAAGUCCGAAAAAAGACUUAAAUCUAUUGUAAUCUAAUUACAAAAUUUUAUCAAUUCAAUUGACCUCAAAAAAUUUAAAUUAACUUUGCCUAAUCAAAAACAAAUGUUAAAAAAGGAG
Chironomus riparius is the source of this 2587-nucleotide messenger RNA. The record is from the annotation of a GenBank genome assembly. NCBI's taxonomy places the organism in Eukaryota, Metazoa, Arthropoda, Insecta, Diptera, Chironomidae.